AUGAGAAAGCUAUUGCUUUUGGUACGAUCGUUGUUGUUGGUUGCUGUGACUGCAACCACUAGCGCAAACGAUACGCCUGUACCGAAUCCCAUAUCGGAAGAUAUAUCGUCUGUGCUAUCAGCAUCGAUCCAGCCUGAGAUACCCUCAGCACAACCAUCAGUACAAUCUGAAAUACAAUCAAUACCCUCAGUACAAUCCGAAAUACAAUCUGUACCCUCAGUACAAUCCGAAAUACAAUCGGUACAACCAUCGGAAGUACAGCCGUCACCUGUUGCAAACUCUAUAGAAUCCAAUACAAACACUAAUACAAACACUAAUACGUAUCCUGAUGCGGGUUCAUCAAUACAACCAAACAGUGUUUCUAAUUCCAUCGUAAGUCAACCAUCUGAUGACAUUAAUACGGACGACUUGAAUUUCCUAGACGAUGGUUCGAGCCAACAAGGUCCAUCUUCAAUACUAUCGAUUAAUCCAUCAGUGCAGCCAUCAUCUAUUGAUUACCACUCAAGCUCAAAAAUCAAUGUAGAAUCCUCUUCAAGUGUCAUUCCAGUAUUUGCGCCAUCUGAAGCUAGAGCUCCCGCGAAACCUCCUGCUUUUGAGAUCAGUUCCUCCGCUUCUAGUGUUCAAGUUUCUUCACAACAGCAACAACCAUCAAUCCAACCUUCAUCAGUUGAACCAGUGCAAUCUAACUCGCCAUCCCCAUCAUCAGUUGUGCCUAGCCCAUCUUCUGUUAUACCACUUGUACCUCCUGAGGUUCAAGUUUCUCCAUCAUCUGCCGCACCACUUAUACCACCAGAAGUCCAAGUAUCACCGUCUUCUGUUUUGCCAUCUAGUUCAAUAAGUCAAUUGGGACCAUCAAUUUUGGUAUCACCACCAGUCUCGUCACCACCAACCUCAUCUAUACCGUCACAACAAAUAUCUAGCCAAGAAAUUAACUUUUCAGAGUUUUCAGGAUCAUUUAAUGUUCCUAGCUGGCUAUUAUCUAGUAAUGCCCCUUCUUCUUCAUUUAGUGAACAACUAAGUCCAUCAUCCUUGGAUUAUUCACAGGCAAUCCAUUCACGAGUAGCUGAUAGUUCAACCACUACCCUACCCCUAAUAGUACCACCAACAACUACGACUACACCCACACUUGUUUCUGAAAGUUCUACUCUUUCCAAUUUCCUGAAGCCUUCUGCCGAUAGAGAAUUCUCUGUGCACUUUCCCGUACUAUCACCUUCUUCAAUAGAGAAUGAACCACCAUCCUCGAUUCAAUCGGUUGCAUCCAGCACUAUAUUGAGCCAGGCUGCACCUUUAUCUCCUGCCCAAGCAGCAUCAAUCCCAUCCUCAAUACUUGAACCAACAGGUUCAAGUGUUGCUAGUGAAUACAUAAGCUCGAACAGCUUGUCACAAAUCCCUGUCGAAGCUGUUGAUGCCAAACAAGCACCAUCUUCCUCUUCACUAUCAUCAAUAUUGUCAAACACUGACAACAUUGAAGCUAUUUCUUCAAAUUUGGAACAGGCAACCCCAAGUAGGCCAGUUGAUAAUAAUGCAACACCAACUGCCAAUUCGGGAACAGUACUGGAUUCUGCAUCCCAAAUUAAUAGUCAAUCUAUCUCAAGAGAUGAUGCCUCAUAUGCUGAAAUUGCACAAUCAAGCGUGAAUGUUCAAAACAGCGCAUCCAAUUUUGCCAAUUCAGUGCCAAGUGCUGAUUCUUCCAACACUAUCCCACAACCUGAAGAUAAUACCCCCACAACUUCUACGGUUUCAGAGUUUACUGCUUCCAAUGUCGAUGUGUCUAGCGUACACAUAGCUUCAAAAGAUGCUGACUCUAGCCCAAACUCUGUAUCUAAUCACGAUGCUUUAAAUAGUGUUGCUCCUUCAGUAGAUGUGGAUAUCGUUAGCUCCAAUUCCAUUCCUACACAAGUUUUGACCGAGCCAUCUUCAGCAGUACCUCCUAAUGUAGGUUUCGAUAUUAGUAGCGACAUAAACAUACCAUCAGAAAAUAUUGAAAGUGACUCCAAUUUAGUCGUGACUUCUACUUCAAGACCAUCACAGGGUACAUUUCAAAAUAACCCAACUAAUUCAAGAACCAUAACAAAUCAAAUACCUUCCAGUGCUUCUCCUCCACCAGCAACACCAACUGGACCCAAGACAUUGUCCAGCGAUGAAAAUUGGCUACCUAGUGGAAUUAUAUUUCAAAGUGAUUUUGCAACUACAGUUUCAUCUUCCUUCAAUCCGACUGCUACAAAGAGUUUGCCCCAGUUUAUCGCUCCUCCUAAGAUGACCGUGAAAUCUCCGAAUACAACAUUGGUAACAAUAGGACUAAAACAAGGCCUGAACUAUCAAUUUUUGAUUGAUAACCCUUUAUCAUCAGCACAAAUAUUCAAUUUUCUUCCCAGUGUUUUGACGUAUCCAUUUUCCUCUUAUGCACCUAAUGAUUUCCCCAUCAAUUCUUUAAUAGAUGAUAAUGCGUUGGCUUUCUUAGAUUCUAAUUUAUUCAAUGCUUCCACAAUUAGUGUACACGGUAUUGUUCCUUUACUUAUCCCUGGCCAUGAAUUCUUUGUAUCGGUCGUGGAGGUUUAUUUUCCCAACGAUCUAUUAGAUUCUCUAAGUGCGUUGAUAAAAGAUAGAAAUUCGUCAUUGUAUUCUAAUCCAAAUGAUUCGCUUAGUGCACUAGCCAGAUUGAUUGAUCCUUCCAUACCAUUGACAGGUCUGAUUUCUGGAUCGAGUAUUGAAUCUACAUCGAACUCUGAUGCAGACUACAAUAGUGACCAAUCAGGCAACACGAGACAGAGUAGGAAAGGAAAAGGCUUACCCAGCAAUUUAUCCAUCGUUGGUAGUCUUGACAAUUAUGAUAAGAAUCCAGAGAAAGAAGAACAUAAAAAUCGUGUUAUUUCAAUAGUAUUACCAACAGUUCUUCCUUUAGGUUUGCUUUUUAUAUGGUGUUUGUUCUUCAUUCUGAUGUCAAGAACGCAAAGAAGAAGAAAAGGAAAUGCAACUAUUGAGAAAUCGAACAUCAAGGUUGACAAUACUAGUGGAUAUCAUGACAAUGGUAGAAGCAAUUACAAGGAUAAUGUGUACGAUGGCAUCUUGGACGAAAAGCACUACUCAAGUUCCGAAGGGGUUUCCAAUGGAAGUACGAUGGCAGGCCUUGCGUAUGCCUUCAACAAUUUUGUCGGGGGACCGAAUAUGUACUCGAGUUACGAUACUGGUGCCUUAGCAGAUAGUACAUUGUACAGCUCAAGUAAUCAGCUCCAGAUCCCGAGGGAGAAUUCCAGUCCUUGGCCCGCACAAUAUAUCACUGCACCAAGUAGGAAAUCUCAACACUCAACUGAGGAGGUUUCCCCUAUAACUUUGGUUCCCAGAAUCGACAGUGAUGUUUACAACCUGCAAAAACAAGAAAUGAUGGCAGAAAGCGUUUCCGGUACGUUUUCUCUUGGAAGUGACAUAUUCAUCGAUGAUGAUGAAGAUGAAAAUGUAAAAGAUUUACAAAUCGAAGAUGUGGAUGAAUUUGAUGAGGAGUUGUACAAACGACUUUCAAAAUUCACAGAUUAUCGAGAUGUAAAUAAUAUAAGUCUUUGA
Molecule: messenger RNA, 3558 nt
Organism: Nakaseomyces glabratus
Lineage: Eukaryota; Fungi; Ascomycota; Saccharomycetes; Saccharomycetales; Saccharomycetaceae
Gene: HKR1
Product: Hkr1p
Biological process (GO): establishment of cell polarity; hyperosmotic response; fungal-type cell wall organization
Cellular component (GO): extracellular region; cell surface; site of polarized growth
Molecular function (GO): osmosensor activity
Source: RefSeq, a predicted model, not a curated record